AUGUCUAUCCUGAAGGUGGUCGAAGACCGGCCGACCCCCAAGUCCGUCUACAACUGGCGGAUAUACCUCCUGGCCGCUGUCGCGUCGUUCACGUCCUGCAUGAUCGGAUAUGACAGCGCUUUCAUUGGUACCACGCUGGCCCUCGAUUCCUUCAAGAGCGAGUUCCAUUUCGAUACCAUGUCCUCCGAGAAGAAAAACCUAAUCAGUGCCAACAUCGUAUCACUGUACCAAGCCGGUGCCUUUUUCGGAGCCUUUUUUGCAUACCCCAUUGGUCACUUUUGGGGCCGACGAAUGGGUUUGCUUUCUGCUGCGGUGGUCUUUGUGCUCGGCGCCGGUCUCAUGCUGGGCGCGACUGGUUCUCGGGGACUGGGUUUGAUUUACGGAGGACGAGUCCUGGCGGGUGUGGGAGUUGGUGCCGGCUCAAAUAUCACGCCCAUCUACAUCUCUGAGCUCGCUCCUCCCGCCAUUCGUGGUCGCCUGGUUGGUGUAUAUGAACUAGGCUGGCAAAUUGGCGGACUUGUUGGGUUUUGGAUCAAUUACGGUGUCUCUGAGACUCUCCCAGCUAGCCACAAGCAGUGGCUUAUCCCUUUCGCGGUCCAGCUAAUCCCUGCUGGUCUCCUUCUUAUUGGCGCAGUUUUCCUUCGAGAAUCGCCCCGAUGGCUCUUUUCGCGUGGUCGCCGUGAGGAAGCCAUCAAGAAUCUCUGCUGGAUUCGCCAGCUACCCGAGGAUGACAUCUAUGUGAUGGAAGAAAUUUCUGCGAUCGAUCAAGCCCAGGAGGAGCAGCGCUCGACUAUCGGAAUUGGUUUCUGGAAGCCUUUCCAGGCGGCUGCCACCAACAAGCGUGUCAUGUGGCGCUUGUUCCUCGGCAGCAUGCUUUUCUUCUGGCAGAAUGGUUCUGGUAUCAAUGCCAUCAACUACUACUCCGUGACUGUUUUCAAGAGUAUCGGUGUCACUGGUACUAACACCAGUCUUCUCACUACCGGAAUCUUCGGCGUGGUCAAGACAGUUGUCACCUUUGUCUGGCUGCUAUACCUGAUUGACCGUGUCGGUCGCCGUAACCUUCUUCUCUUCGGCGCAGCCGGUGGCUCUGUCUGUCUGUGGAUCGUCGGUGCAUAUAUCAAAGUCGCUCAACCGGUUCAGAAUCCGAAAGCCCAGUUGGAUAGUGGGGGUAUCGCAGCGAUCUUCUUCUUCUAUCUCUGGACUGUCUUUUACACCCCGACCUGGAAUGGUACCCCGUGGGUUCUCAACUCAGAAAUGUUCGAUCCAAACAUGCGCUCGUUGGCUCAAGCCUGUGCCGCCGCAUCGAACUGGCUCUGGAAUUUCCUCGUCUCGCGCUUCACUCCGCAAAUGUUCACCUCUAUGGACUACGGAGUAUAUUUCUUCUUUGCCUCGCUGAUGAUUUGCUCCAUCUUUUUCGUCUUUUUCCUCAUUCCUGAGACAAAGGGUAUCCCACUUGAAAGCAUGGAUGGCUUGUUCGCGACCAAGCCUAUCUGGCGUGCGCACGCUCACAUUCUCUCCACCUUGCGCGAUGACGAGGAGCGAUUCCGACAGGAAGUCAUCGAGUCAAAUCUAGCCGAAAGGAAGCUCGGUUUGGAACAAGUUGAGGAUACUGCUGUGCAGCAACCAAAAGACUCAUGA
This is a messenger RNA of Penicillium oxalicum, 1638 nucleotides long. RefSeq names its product sugar porter family MFS transporter. Gene Ontology annotation, molecular function: carbohydrate:proton symporter activity. Bases 1 to 1638 code for a protein of 545 amino acids. Gene Ontology annotation, biological process: transmembrane transport; carbohydrate transport. The record is from RefSeq and is a predicted model, not a curated record. NCBI's taxonomy places the organism in Eukaryota, Fungi, Ascomycota, Eurotiomycetes, Eurotiales, Aspergillaceae. Gene Ontology annotation, cellular component: membrane. The transcript has 4 exons.